CCGCCGCGGCCCGCCCCCGCACCGCCCAGUUCCGCCCCCUGGGGGCGCUGCCCUCGGGCACCCGCGGCCCAUGCCGCCCCGCCACUCUGCCGCCCGCCGCUGAGCCCGAGCCCGCGCCCACCCCCCAGCUCUCAAGAUGUGGCACAACGUGGGGCUGACCCUGCUGGUGUUCGUGGCCACGCUGCUGAUCGUCCUGUUGCUGAUGGUGUGCGGUUGGUAUUUUGUAUGGCAUCUAUUUUUAUCUAAAUUCAAGUUUCUACGGGAGCUGGUGGGAGACACAGGGUCCCAGGAAGGAGACAAUGAGCAGCCUUCAGGGUCUGAAACAGAAGAAGACCCUUCAGCUUCGCCACACAAGAUCAGAUCUGCUCGCCAGCGAAGACUACCUGUUGACGACGGCCACUGAGCAGACACAGCAAUUUCUCAGAAUGUGGUCUGGGGCAGUUACGAGCCUCUGUCCUUAGUGACCUAGCUUUGAAAGUUACUAAGUGACUGAGGAACAUUUGCAAUUGGAUUUAUAUCCAAUUCAAAAAAAAAAAGAUUUACACGUAAGCCAUAUAGAAAUAAAGGGAAUUUAAACCAAAUUGGGCCAUCGCAGAUUUCAUCUUGGAUGUUUUGCUUCACUAGGUCUCCUUAACACACUUACUUGAUGGCUCCUGGACUUAUCUUUUCUUUCUUUCUUUUUCUCUCUUUCUCUUUCUUUUUUUUUUUUUUAAAUUGCACUGGUAUAAAUCUGUAAACAUUUCAGGCUUGAAAAAAAUAUGUUAUUAGUUAUUAAAAUGUACUCUUUUCUUGACAUUUUAACUUGUCAGAAAUUGGGACGUAUCUCAUUACUGUCAACCAGGUAAUAGUCUUGUCAUCAUCCUAACUCAUGCAUAUGUGACUUUGCAGCUUGUUACAGUGUCAUUACCUCAGCUGAUGUGUAUAUUGUUGGUGUCAAAUAUUUCAGGUUUAAUUGGCAUUUUAAGAAUGUUUUAAAAAAGACAACACUGACUCAGCAUUGAAAUGAAAGGUUAUUGUGUGUGUCGAAACCAUGGAAACAACAUUGGAACAUUUUUGAUAUUAGUGAUGCCAAUAUUUGUGGAUGGAGAAAUGAUCACAGUUCUAUAUAUAUUUUAUUGCAAAGAAACAGCAAAAUGCUUUUCAGGACUUGAGAAAGGAAGACACCCACCAGUUGACGAAGUUGUGCUAUAUUUUGUCAGUGAGGCGCUUGCAAAGCAAUUGCCUUUCUUUAUGCCAAGUGAUUGCAGGCAAAGGCAGGAGAAUUUGCCAAAAUCCUCAGAAUUGAUCUAAGAAAAUUCAAAGCAGAGAGAGGCUCCUGUGACCACUUCACGGAGAGCACUGCCAUUAAGACAUCUAAGGUUUUAUCCAAAGCUGCCUGCUGGUAUUAGAAGGCAGUGGCGAGCAGCCCUUCUAGAAAUGCUGCGUGGCCAGUGCUCUAGUACAGAUUCCUUUAAUCUGAGAAGUGGUGGAAGAGGGGGACUUGGAAUAUGAAGUUACAGUUAUGACUUAACCAGUUUGUUUCACACAUUCGUUACAUAGGCACAAGAUUUACAUGAUAAAAAUAUUUUAGAACAUGGAAUAAAUGCAAAAUAAAACAUUUCUGUGACACGAGGCACAGGCCAUUGCUUAUUGGGAGAUGCUUUUUUCUCAGAGAUACACAUGGUGCAUCCUAAUAGAUGGUCAUGUAGAUUAAGUAAAAGUGAUAAUAUGUAAAUUUACUUUUCAAGAUAGCAGUUAUUUAUUGGAGAAUUUAAGUAUAAAUCUUACAGUGUUAACAGUUAUUUUUUAUGAAAUACCUUUAGGGAAAACAUAUUUGGAGUUUUAGCGUUGUAGUUAGGAAUCUAAGAGCUGUCUUCUCCUUUAUGGAGAAUGUCAUCAGCCCCUCCUUUAUAUGGAGACUUUUGUUCUGGGCUCGUGUUGUGGGACACGUACUUCACGAACAGUAACUCAGUGACAAGACCUCAAGAGUCCUAGGGCUUGAGAGAGAACGGGUUGGAAAUACCUGCUUGACUGUCAGAUGCCUCUUGCCAGAGUCCACGUUUGUUUUAACUGAACUUUGGACUGUUUACUAGAGAAGAGCGAUGGAUGGAUGGAUGAACCUUCUAGUGUUGUCUGCUCUGUACGGAAACGAGCUACAGGGCCAAGGGCCUUCCUCAUUCUUGUUCUUCAUGGCCGUGUUUAAUCUCAUUUGUUACCUCAUCUUUCGCUCUGGCAGAUGCUGUUUGUUAAUUGUCUACCGGCACUGCCCAAGGUGAGUUCCUAAAGAUGUAGACAUCGUAACCCUUUGAAUACACUGGCAGGGAAGCCCUAGGAGACAACCUCUGGCUGUACAUUGUCUGGGGAAGAUCCCCAAUAGCUUGAGAGUGGGGUACAGCCCUUUUGUCUUCUUUAUGGGACAUGUCUAGAAGGCACAAGGCAGUGACAUUGUUCCUAGAAUUGAUCUUUAGCAUCUAGUAUUUUUUUAUACUAUUUUCAAACCAGUCAAGAUGCCCCAAGGCACCUUGGUACCGGGAGGAUGUUUACAUUAGAUUUUUUCAUAAUCUAAUGUUUUGAACUUCAAGUUUUCAUUGUUGCUAAUGUUUUGUGGUAGAUAUCUAAGGGUUAGAUGCCAAUAGGGAAACUAAGCGGCAGGUGAGCUCUCUGUUGUAUCAGUAUUAAAGAAUGAUGGCUGGUGUAACUGCCCCCCUCCAAUAUAUAACAAGGCCCAAACUAAUUCCUGUAAAACUACAUAAAGGGCAUUAUUUAUUGGUAUUUAUGUUUCCAGCAUAUCUUAUAAAACUGUAAUAAAUACUGUUCUUGGCCCAAGAAAUAAUACCUUAUGGUGUAAUAGUGCAUACUUGGCAUGUUUUAACCUAAGUAAAAACAUUUUGGAUGCCAGUGGGAGGAGUCUAAGGCAUAGUCAUUUGUGUUAGAUGGACUUCUUGGGCCUCCUUUACCUGACCAAGAGAGGGAAGAGAAAGCAUCGUCCCCGCACGGUCCCUCGUGUGCUGUGGAUUCCUGUCCUGUUUCCUGUUUUGUUUUAGGAGCUUUAUAGCUGUUAUAACUGUCAUACCUGAAUUCUCAGGCUCUCAGUGCAAGGGAUGUAUUUAACUUUAAAGAUUAAAGAUACAACAUGCAGAUACAAGAGUCUUGCCUGUACCCUUCCAAAAAUAAUGCUAUCAUCUCUGAGGAUUAAUUAAAUACUUGAGGACUCAGGUAGAUUGCUGUAGUUCCUUCUCAGCCAGCCCUUCCUAGAGGUGUGUAUGUGCGCGUGCAUGCGUGCAUGUGUGUGUUCUAAUUGCCCAUGUGGUGGCAGGGCUCAGAUUUAAAUGCCAAAUACACUGAAGAUUUGUAUAACAGCUGAGGCAUUAAGCACAUGCCUGAGGAAAACAUUUGAACUGAAUGGAUUCUCACAGUGGAAGUAGAUACUGGUUAGCCGUUUUGUCGACAUCUUGACCCUUCUUUAGAUUAGGCUUAAAAACAAUUUCAAAGUGGUGUUUUGCUAAAAGUUUAGGAUAAGUACGUACUGACAUCUAAACAUGAUUCGAAGUAGUCCAUGUUUUUUGUUAAGAAGAAUAAUCUGUGACAUUCUUCUGAGUCCACAGUGCAAUCUUUAUUCAGUCAGUUUUUCUCAGAAGGUGUCUGACUGUGACUGGUAACCACUGUAACUGCAGAUCUCAGCUGGUAAACUAAGUGCUUUUAUAUUUGAGGUUGACUUCAUAAAGCCCAUUAGCAGUCUCAGAGCAUGGAGCUGCUCAGGUGACUGUAGAAUGGCCUUGGGUUAUAGAAUAUAGAAUUAAGGAACCUUGUAUUGUCUUCUGUUAGUGUCCCAGAGUUUGAAACUUCUAACUAGUUCCAUUUUAUCCUGUAUUUGUAGAAGCUGCGUCUCCAUUUGUUAGCACACAUGCUACCUGUUGAGGGCUUCCUAGCAUUAACCUCCACGCCAGUUCUAUGCAUAACCAUUCGCCAGAUACUGCUGCUGUGGUUUCUUACAGGAGCCUUUCCGUCCUGUGCUGUGAUGCAUUGUCAUCUUGCUGCUUGACAGAUACUUUGUGAGGAAUUGAAACUGUGUGUGUUGAUAGUACCUACGUAUAACAUGAUGUAACAUAGAAAUGAGGAAUAUGCAAAUGAAUGGUGUUCCUGUCUUAGGAUAAUAUCUAAAGCUUCCAUGGUUUGUAUGUUUUAACUUCCUCUUUAAACUGCACAGAAUAAAUGAGAAUGAAAACAAGCACA
Molecule: messenger RNA, 4212 nt
Organism: Apodemus sylvaticus (European woodmouse)
Lineage: Eukaryota; Metazoa; Chordata; Mammalia; Rodentia; Muridae
Gene: Smim13
Product: small integral membrane protein 13
Exons: 2
Coding region: 137-403 (88 amino acids)
Source: RefSeq, a predicted model, not a curated record